AUGACCACCCAGACAAACACCAGCUAUAGCGCACGACAACAAGUCUUCCAAGCCACAGAGCUCAUGGAACACAUCCUCCUCCAACUCCCCUGGAAAGACCUCUUCGUAUGCCAAUCCGUCAGUCGCCAAUUCCGCGACGCGGUCAUGGGGUCAACGUUGAUUCAGCAAAAGAUGUUCCUUCUACCUGUCUCCCCAGCACCAUCUUCAGGCCUUCAAAUCUGUCCAGCCCUGCAAAGACGCCCCAACCGACGCCGAAAAGACAUCUUCAAACACCUGCCCCAAGAGCCCGAGGUCAUUUGCUCGAUCAAGCCUCCUACGGAUGGUGGAGACCUCACAUCGUCGUGGAGCAGAUUAUACCUCACCAACCCACCCGUCAAAGAGAUCUGGGCGGGUCUGUGCUGGAAAGUCGCUGGGGAGGAUGGCGCUUGGGGGCUUGGUCAUUAUAGUGGUGUGCGACCAAUCUACGAUCCGGAAGGGUUCACGAUCGGCAAGAUGCUGCAUGCGACGCUUCGUGAUGAGCGGGGGAGGCUCGAUGCGGAAGCCAGUUGGUUUGCCGUGGGCCAAGAAGACGAGUUCAUGCGUGGUUGUGGAAAGAAAGUUUUGGGGGUUGUCGAGAAGCUGGAGAGGAGUUUGGGGGCUAAGGCGAGGUUCGAGGCGGGGACUGUUAGGUUCUUGGACACUAGCAUGUGA
Zasmidium cellare ATCC 36951 is the source of this 690-nucleotide messenger RNA. RefSeq lists its product as uncharacterized. The transcript has a single exon. Gene Ontology annotation, molecular function: protein binding. Bases 1 to 690 code for a protein of 229 amino acids. Lineage: Eukaryota; Fungi; Ascomycota; Dothideomycetes; Mycosphaerellales; Mycosphaerellaceae. The record is from RefSeq and is a predicted model, not a curated record.